This is a messenger RNA of Mercenaria mercenaria, 2743 nucleotides long. RefSeq names its product negative elongation factor B-like. Gene Ontology annotation, biological process: negative regulation of transcription elongation by RNA polymerase II. The coding region runs from base 132 to 1844 and encodes 570 amino acids. NCBI's taxonomy places the organism in Eukaryota, Metazoa, Mollusca, Bivalvia, Venerida, Veneridae. Gene Ontology annotation, cellular component: nucleus; NELF complex. The transcript is spliced from 7 exons. The record is from RefSeq and is a predicted model, not a curated record.
UUGGAGGUGCUAACGAAUUGCCUUUUUUGUUUUUCCAAAAAAAUUAACUUUUUUUCUCCAUUUUCUACAUAAAUUUCAUAAAAAGUUUAUUUAAGAAUAUAUAUUCUUCAAUGUACGUUGCAAACUAAGACAUGUCGGGCCUAGAACCGCUUGGUAUCCCUGGCGGAGACCAUCUUCGUGAAGCUCUCACAAACUGCUCAGAUCCACUAGCUGCUAUUGAAGAAUUUCAACAAGAAAACGGUGUUCUUUUGCCCUCUCUUAAACCUGCUUUACCUUUUUUGGACCUACACGGUGUUAAAAGAUAUGAAUUUCACCAAUCUGUCCUGGAGGAAGUACGAGAAAAGUUGAUACAGAAAAUAAAUGAUGUUGCAAAUGGUGAAGAUAAAGAACGAUUUCAAAAGAUCGAGACAAUGUUAGAAAAAAGUUUUUGUGUAAUUAAAGUUGCAUCUUUAAGACCUGUUAUUAUGAACAUGUUGAAAAAUUUACCAAAAAUCAAAGAUGUAUACUUGAAAGAGAUCCUUGAUGACAAGGAACUCUAUUCACAGGCAGCGACAGAAGUGAAAAGGCAGAUAUGGGAAGAGAAUCAGGCACUGUUUGGAGACGAGGUUUCACCACUGUUGUCGCAGUACAUAAGAGAGAAGGAAAACACUUUGUUCAGUCAUGAGAAUUCAUCUUCAACGUUCUUUUUAAUGUCUCCAAAAGCGAGACGACAGGGAGAAGUAGUUCAAAAACUCACACACAUGGUUGGAAAAAGUGUUAGACUAUAUGAUAUGGUGCUACAAUUUCUCCGAACUUUGUUUCUAAGAACAAGGAACAUGCAUUACUGUACACUUAGAGCUGAGUUGUUAAUGUCUUUACAUGACCAAGAAGUAAAUGACAUAUGUGCAGUUGAUCCAUGUCACAAGUUUACAUGGUGUGUAGAUGCUUGCAUUAGGGAGAAGUUUGUGGAUUCCAAACGUGCUAGAGAGUUGCAAGGUUUCUUAGAUGGUAUUAAACGAGGACAGGAAUUUGUACUUGGAGAUCUGUCAAUGAUUCUUUGUGAUCCUUAUGCCCUAAACACAGUGGCACUCUCCAUCAUGAAGGCACUUCAACACUGCAUUAACAAUGAUGUUUUACCAAGGGAAAGUUCAGACAUGUUUCUGUUGUUACGAAUGUUGGGGCUUGGACUUGGUGCUUGGGAUAUGAUUGACAGUCAAGUGUUUAAGGAACCAAAACUGGAACCAGUUCUGGUCACAAAGUUUCUGCCCACCCUAGCUGGAACUGUGGUAGACGAUCAGACACGACCUGUACUAUCACGACUCCCUGAUGAACCACACCCAGUGCCACGCCCACCAUCACAGCUGUUCAUGAUCUUCAUCAAAGAAAGUGAAGUAGCAGCAAUGACAGCUCUGUAUUACACCUUACAGGCAUGCAGAAAUCGUGACAAGUUUGCCAUUUGUCAGAUUUUACCAAACCUGACAAUUUGUCAGAGUGAGCGACACUAUGAUGAUACAUUUCUACAUUCUCUUGUAUCCUACCUGAUCUCAAUGUCAGAGGAAUUUACUCACGAGGACUUCUGCGAAGUGGUUUUCGGCCAUUUCUUUAAGUCUGGUUUGUCUAAACAGAAUGUGUUGCGUCACAUGUUGAGACUUGUAUAUUACAUCCAUCCGAGGGUUCCACAAGAUAAACUUGCUGCCAUCAUGGAAAUGAUAAAACCUAAUCAAGGGCACAGCGAUAUGAUCCAUACCACAUACAACACUCUUGUAGAGAAGAUUGAGUCAUACCAACCAAGUCCCACAACUCCAGCUGAACGUUUAGAUUCUCCAUUGAUGAGCGUUCCUGCCCCAACACCAGCUAUGAUGUGAGGAUGUAUCUGCCCCAAACACUAGUUAUGAUGUGAGGAUAUACUUGCUCCAACACCAAUUAUAAUAUGAGGGUGUACCUGCCUUAACACCAGCUAUUUAUGUUGGGGUGCACUUGCCUUAAUGUCAGAAUGUACCUGCCUUAACAUCAGCCGUCUAUGUGAUAUCAGUGAAUCUCAGUUUACUAUCACAAACAAUCUUCAUACAACAUUUUGAUCAGCAAACUAGCCCAGACUGUGUUACCUAGGAAAAAAAACAAAAUGUAUGGGAAAAAAGUAUUGAAUUUGUUAUGCAUUAGGUUUCAUGGUCAGUCUGCAUUAAGUGAUUUUCAUGGCUUGGUAGUAGAGUUGUCAGUUUAUAUGAAAUACAUGUAUAAUCAAAUGGGACCAUUCCAGGAGUUUAUUUCUUUAGAAACUUAACCCUGCUAAAUUUUUGUAAUGAACUUGUUCAUCUUUAAAUUUGGACAGUGCCAUAAACGGAUAAAAGGUGUGCUUACCAAAAAGAUACUGACUGAAUGGCAAACAGUGCAGAUCUUGAUCAGACUGCAUGGUCUAUCAUGACUAUGAUCUACACUGGUCGCAAAGGCAGAAUCAAUCGUGUCUGGCAUGAAAAGGGUUAAAAGACCUUUCCAAAGUGCACAUGUUUAUAUACUUACUAAUAUAUUGUGCAGUCACUCAAGGGACACGCUUUUAUGUCCUAAUUUUUCAUCGCCCUAUGGACAUACUUCUAGUUCUAUGAAUUAAUCAAAGUUGGCAAAUGCUGUAGGGGGAUGUUGUUGAAAUGGUGAAUAUAUUAAUAUUAUUUUGAAGACAAGGAAAAUGUAACUAAGACAUAUGAGUAGAGCAGUUGUUUACAAUCAAAAUAUGUUAUUCCAGCAUUUUUUAAAUAAAUACUGCUUUAUA